UUUGCCGCAGCGCAAGCUCUCAGCUGAGCCUAUUAUCCGCGUUCUUUCAUUUCUAGUUCUCUCCAAACGCCACUUGAGCACCGGUUCCUGUCAAAUGACUUGCCGCCUGUAUUUCUGUUGACACCGCUUUACAGACAUAUGAUGCCUACAGAAGCCAGUGUCCAGACUCUUCAAAUUCUGCAAAACAAUUGCAUUUUUACCCCCAGCGAUCGAUGCAUUGUUGCAUAAGAGAGCCUCGAACAUUUUCUAAAGGGUGUGACCAUUUCAUUACGGUGAAGCAUUUAGAUGCCCGUUGUGGUUGGCAAACAACACCCAGCGGCUGAGAGAUUUCAGCGGUGGCGAAGAUGCUCGGAUCGCGAACCGUCGCUCGCCCGGUGAACAGCGAGUCGCCUCCCCGCCCAUCGCCGCAUCCCAUUGGCCUGUCGCGGUGGUGAAUUUAUUACGCUGUGUUGUUAGUCUGGUACCGGGUUAGUAGUGCAAGUUUAGAAUGAGGAGAGGGUCCGUGGCGCUUCGGCGGAGGAGGAGGGCUGUGCCGGGCGCGGACGCGACUGCUGCCCUCCGUUCACUUCUAGUUGUAAUACAAGGACGCUCAAAAAGACUUUCCCGUCUUGCCAAGUGAUUACUAAUGAUCUUAAAAUUAUAUUUCGGCGACCAUGAAAAUAAGGUGAAUACAGAAAAAACACCCUCUUAUACCUGCUGAAGAAGAAGAGAGAAAUAUACAGAAAUGGGACCGUUUCCGAAGGGACGUUACUUUACUAUGGGCAUCUUGCUGUUCCUUUUUUCUUCUGCUGCACUUACAACAAUUAAAGGAGCUGGCAGUGAGGCACUUCCAGAGUCCCUCCCUUCCGUGGCGGGGACACUCCCUCACUUCGUGCAGGAGCCAGAGGACGCCUACAUCAUCAAGAGCAACCCCAUCAAGCUACGCUGCCGGGCUGCCCCCGCCCUGCAGAUCUUCUUCAAGUGUAACGGGGAAUGGGUGCACCAGAACCAGCACGAGUCCCGGGAGCGCGUAGACGAGGGCACAGGUUUGAAGAUCCGGGAGGUGAUGAUCAAUGUGUCCCGCCAGCAAGUGGAAGAUUUCCAUGGUCCAGAAGACUACUGGUGCCUCUGUGUAGCUUGGAGCCAUCUGGGCACCUCUAAAAGCCGAAAGGCCACCGUCCGUAUAGCAUACCUGCGGAAGAACUUUGAACAGGAUCCCCAGGGAAGAGAGGUGCCAAUCAAGGGUAUGAUCGUGCUGCACUGCCGGCCCCCUGAGGGGGUGCCAGCCGCAGAGGUAGAGUGGCUGAAGAAUGAGGAGCCGGUGAGCUCCCUCAACGACGACAACAUCGACACACGGGCCGACCACAACCUCAUCAUCAGUGAGGCCCGCCUUUCCGACUCCGGAAACUACACCUGCCUGGCCAGCAAUAUCGUAGCCAAACGCCGGAGCUCCUCGGCCAACGUGGUGGUGUUUGUGAACGGCGGCUGGUCGCUGUGGACAGAGUGGUCAGCGUGCAGCGUGCCGUGUGGUAGGGGGGUCCAGAAACGUUCCCGCACAUGCACCAACCCCGCCCCACUCAACGGGGGCGCCUUCUGUGAGGGCAUGUCCAUGCAGAAAAUCACCUGCAAAGCAGACUGUCCAGUGGACGGUGGUUGGGGGGAGUGGAGUGAGUGGACAGCCUGCAGCCCAGAGUGUGACAGACAGCGUAGCCGGGAAUGUUCAUCUCCGGCACCCAGGCAUGGGGGCAAGCUCUGCGAGGGCACAGGCCAGGCCACGGAGAACUGCACUGGGGGACAGUGCACCCAGAAUCGCAGGUUGCUGCAUGACGUGAAACCUCAAAGUAUGGAGGGAACUAACGACGUAGCGCUUUACUCAGGGCUGGCUGCUGGGGUCUUCGCCGUCUGCAUCCUUGUGGUCGCCGUCACACUGUACAGGAAGAACCAGAGCGAGUACGGAGUAGAUGUCAUCGAUUCUUCAGCGCUCACAGGAGGUUUCCAGUCAUUUAACUUCAAAACCGCCAGGCAGGGAAACCCACUACUGCUCAACUCCUCCAUGCAGCCAGAUCUGACAGUGGGCCGUACCUACAGCAGCCCCAUAUGUUUCCAGGACUUGAUGGACAAGGAGCUCUUUGACCCCCUACCUGACAUCAAGGUCAAGGUUCAGAGCUCCUUCAUGGUGUCGCUGGGAGUGGCCGAUCGUGCCGAGUACCAUGUCAAAGCGCAUCCUGAGACCUUCCCUCGAGGGCUGAACCGAGACUACAGCAGCAUGGAAAGCCAGAAGCCAGGCCUUCUCACCCCUAAUGCCCCAGUGACCCCUGCCAAGACACAACUGAGGACCACGGGCAUGUUUGGGCAUCUGGGCGGGCGACUGGUAGUGCCAAAUACAGGAGUCAGCCUACUGGUGCCCCAUGGAGCCGUCGCAGAAGACACCUCUUGGGAAAUGUACAUGAUGGUGAAUACAGAGGAGUCAAGUGCCCAUUUGGAGGAGGGGAAUGAAAUUCUAUUGGGCCCAGAGGUGACAUACGGACCUCCUGGUCUCAGCCUGUCCUGUCCUGUAGCAAUGACAAUAGCCCACUGCGCUGAAGUCAGCGAGGAAAACUGGAACAUUCGGCUCAAAAGGAAAACCCAGGAUAACAAGUGGGAGGAAGUGAUGUCAAUGGAGGAUGAAACAACAUCUUGCUACUGCCUAUUGGACUCCCAUAGCUGCCAUCUUCUGCUGGAGCAGCCGGGCUCUUAUGCAUUGGUUGGUGAGCCCCUCACUGAAACCGCUGUCAAGAGGCUGAAGAUGGCUGUGUUUGGCAGCACGGGUGGGAGCUCAUUGGACUAUAGUUUGCGCGUGUACUGUGUUGAUGAUACUCCGCAUGCCUUUCAGGCGGCAGUUGCUGCAGAAACAGGUAGAGGUGGGCAGCUGCUCGAGGAACCUAAAACACUGCGCUUCAGGGGAAAUGCAUUCAACCUCCAGGUGUCCAUUCAGGAUGUCCCACAGUUCCUGUGGAAUAUCAAGCCCUUCACCACUUGUCAGGAAUUUUCCUUCUCGCAUGUAUGGUGCAGCAACCAGCAGCCCUUGCACUGUGCCUUCUCCCUGGAGCGAUACAGCCCUAGCACCACGCAGCUGUCCUGCAAGAUCAGCGUGCGUCAGGUCAAAGGGGACGAGCAGAUCCUCCAGGUUUACACGUUGGUGGCAGAGGCAGAAAAGGAGCAAGUACCCUUCUUCACACACUCUGACUGCACAGUCACCUCCCAGACUGGCCCCAAAGCUUUCAAAAUCCCUUACUCCAUCCGGCAGAGAAUCUGCGCCACCUUCGAUACUGCCAACGCCAAAGGCAAAGACUGGCAGCUCUUAGCCCGGAAGCUCCACAUUGAGAGGGCAGGAACACCAUGGCUGAGCUACUUCCUUGCAGGGAUAUAUGAGUCUCCCCUGAUAGGUUUGUUUGUAAGGAGGCCAGCCGUGGGCCAGCUGGUGAGCAUCAAUAAUCACAGAAAUCUGUCCUAUUUUGCCAAACAGCAGAGCCCUUCUGCAGUUAUUCUGAACCUGUGGGAAGCACAGCACCAGGAUAACAGUGAUCUGGACUCACUAGCCAGUGCACUGGAGGAAAUUGGCAAGAUUCACUCCAAAAGCCCAGUGAAAACCCCAGAGGAACCAAAGUCAGACUUUUCGUAGUAGCAACUGGGAAAGCCAGUCCUGGGAAGACAGACGGAUGACAGGCGGUCUGUAAACUGCUAACAGAAGACACGCCACCCGCCCUUUCUAGCUGAAUUCGAGCUGGGGCUAAAAGAAAAACAUCAUCAUUGAAGAAACCUAAUGCAUUACCAAUGCGAAUGAAAUGUGAAACAAUUUGAAUUAUUAUCGGAUGAGUUUCACGAAAUUGAACAGAUGUUCGUUUCUUUCCCCGUAUGGGAAAAUAAGGAUUGUACCGACAUGCAGCCGUGCUUCUGCCUUUGUUGGACUUCCUAACCAUGCUCUCAUGUCUCCCUUCAUACAUGUGAAAUAUUUUCUUUUCUGUUCUUUAAUUUUCUUUGGCUUUGUCUGAUUGUGUUUCUGUUUCCUUUUUCACUUUUAUUAUCUUCUAAACUACAUUGUGCAACAUGCUUUGCCAUAAAUCUUUUCGAACUGAAUCGCUCUUCCCUCCACGGGGGUUCAUUUGCACCAGACAACAUUGAGACACAAGGGUUGCCUUUUAAGAAAAUCUUUAUGCUUUUAGAUGUGACUGACCUGAACAAUCUGAAGUGGGUAUGGAAUGUUUUUUUUUUUUUUGGCUCUCUGUGGCUUGCAAACGACUGUAUCCUCUAGUGUGCUGCUGUUGCGAGGCCUUCACAGAACCCUCUGUGCUAUUAGGCCUUCACAGAACCCUCUGUGCUAUUAGGCCUUCACAGAACCCUCUGUGCUAUUAGGCCUUCACAGAAACCUCUGUGCUAUUAGGCCUUCACAGAAACCUCUGUUAUAUUAGGCCUUUUUUGCAUAGCAGUUUAACGUCGAAAAAUCUGUCUGCCAAGGGGAUCAUUUAAAAUGGCACGAUGGGAAUUGUGUCAAAUAAAAUAUGUGACACGUUUCAUUCUAGCAUAUAAGUUUGUAGAAGGGAGCAUUGUGAUAAUGGUAAUUGAGCAAAUGUUAGCCUUUUUUUCAGCAAAGAUUCCAGUUGAGCCUGUAAACAGAAGAUGUUUAUUUACGUUUGCAGUCUACAGUGUGAUAGCACUGAUCUUUUCCUACCCCAAGAAGUAUGAGGAUGUGAAAAAAUACUCUGUACAAGUCUAUGGCAUUGUGCACUUUUUGUUCCAUGUCGUCUCAUUUACCCAUUAAUAUCUUAGGACACAUCUAUUGUGUUUUCUAAGGUGUCCCAGACUUUCCCACUUAAAGCUCCCCAUUGAAGUACAAUGAGCAGCACAUGUAUCACUUAGAGAAAAGAGCUCGACCUCCGACGUGUCAAAGGCUUGAAUGGUGUACACCAGGCUAGCUGGUUCUGUGGGAAUCAUUAGGGAUUCACAGUCAUGUUUCCAGGUGUGGCAGUGGCCCUUUGUUAACGAAAAGAAGACUGCCCGGCCAUUUCACCUGACACUGAAAAGGAAAAGCCUCCUGCCACCUGUACGGAAUCAACCUCUGUUUCCCAAACAAUACAAGAACAACAGGCUAGCUGUCAAAACCACGAGUAAUUAACAACAGACAAAACUGAAAAGACUGGUGACAAAGGUCCAUCCAUAGGGAUACAGCAAGGUACUUUUGCCCAUGUAAACUAAAGUGUUCCCAUAAUCCAUGUCAAUGGACCAUGCUGUGUAUGCUUCUGACUGGAAUCAGUAAUAGCUAUUUCCAGUGGUUUGGGGAAGGCUUUCAAAAAAGAAAGGGUAAUGAUUAAUCAACAGGUGGUCUCUGUAGUGGUUAUUCACAGUGGAUGUUGCUUUCAAAGCACUAAACAUUUUGAAAGACUUGGUAUUGUAGAAAACCUUUCAGACUAUUAUUUUUGAAGAUAAGUUGGUGGGAAAGGCUGCUGGACGAUAAUGUUUUUGGGUUAUGACUGCUACAAAUAUUGUUCAUAUUGUGACUUAACUUUUAAAGAAUAUAUUAAACUUUGAUAUAUAUAUAUAUUUUUUUUUUCUGCAGUUUAUAGGAUUAAAUUACAAGAGUUUUAAUCACAUGAACUGCUCCGGACCUAAAUAGUUUCUGUCAUAUAACCAGGAAUGAAUUUAAUUUAACUUGGUCAUUAUGUGUCCAUUAAGGUCUAACAAAGACCAUAUAGACUUGAUAUGUUACUAUUCGAAAGCUGCUGUUUUUUCCAAGUUACUGAAGUGAUUAAAAACUGUGACUGCCUACAUGUUGAGUACCAUUAAAUGUUUUGCUUAUUUAAACUGCCAGCGAGAUGCUGUGUUCUGACCAUCUCCCUUUAAUCAGUCCUCCCACUUAAUCUUCUCUUAAGGCACCAUUAAAUAUUCAGCAGUGAGUCUCGGGUAGGUUUCUGCAUAAUUCCUGUAAAAAUGGAUUGCUGUAUAAAAAGAAAAAAUUAUUGACAGCUAAAAAUAUGUGUGAUUUUCUUUUGCAUUCUUUUAUUUUUCUCUCAUUCUCACACACAUGCAUGUCCACACGUCACAGAUUUAAACUUAGGUUGAUUAUAUUCUCAUAUGUUGUAUUUUAACAAAGGUUAAUUAGAACAGUUCACAUAGUCAUUUUAUGAACCAGCACUGGGGUACAAGGAUUGGUGGCUUGUGAACUUGCUAUUUUUGUUUCUGCUUCAUGCAAGUUAUUUUUUUUCUUGUUUAAUAAUUACUGUAAUUUCACAGUGAAGAAUCAUUUUAUCCAAAGCGUAUUUUGCCCAUUUAUGUAGCUACAUAUUAACAUUCAGGUUAAUGUACAUUGUGUAAUACAUCACUCUAGUCCAGGUUUCAAUAGCAGUUCCCUAAAGCAUAAAUUUAAUGUCACUGUGCUACACACUGUCCCUCACUGUGCUACACACUGUCCCUCACUGUGCUACACACUGUCCCUCACUGUGCUGUAUCUAUGCAUCUGUGUCUGUGUUUGAUGACAUUGAUGACGUGAUUUGCAAACCAGUUUCUGUUUCAUUUUCUGUGUGUCUGAGUCUAUUAAAUAUACCAAUGUGUAUGCAUAUACAGCUCUGGAAAAAAACUGAGACCACAGCACAAUUAUUUGUUUCACUCAUUUCCCAAAUUAUAGGGCUUCAGUCCUGCUUCUAGGAGCCCGAUAUGAACUGUCCUAGCAGUGCACUUCACACCUGCACUUAAUGUUUCCCAUUCCUUUUGAAGGUCACUUGAUAUCAUCCUGAAAAUCAUGAGAAACUGUGAGGUAACUUGACAAUCAUCUCUCCCGUUAGAAUGUCGCUUCCCCCUUUACCUGACUGCUUUCUGGUCGUACCCAGUGUCUCCUGCUUCACCUUAUUCUGCUGCCUUAGAAAUUUUAAGACUGAGAGCAACCUACCUUGUGGCCAUUUGCCCACAGA
This is a messenger RNA of Brienomyrus brachyistius, 6920 nucleotides long. RefSeq names its product unc-5 netrin receptor Db (gene unc5db). Bases 725 to 3640 code for a protein of 971 amino acids. NCBI's taxonomy places the organism in Eukaryota, Metazoa, Chordata, Actinopteri, Osteoglossiformes, Mormyridae. The transcript has 18 exons. Gene Ontology annotation, biological process: netrin-activated signaling pathway. The record is from RefSeq and is a predicted model, not a curated record. Gene Ontology annotation, molecular function: protein binding; netrin receptor activity. Gene Ontology annotation, cellular component: membrane.